This is a messenger RNA of Aedes aegypti (yellow fever mosquito), 2006 nucleotides long. RefSeq names its product maltase A3. The record is from RefSeq and is a predicted model, not a curated record. Bases 58 to 1863 code for a protein of 601 amino acids. The transcript has 3 exons. NCBI's taxonomy places the organism in Eukaryota, Metazoa, Arthropoda, Insecta, Diptera, Culicidae. Gene Ontology annotation, biological process: carbohydrate metabolic process.
GUUGACUGAGCCUAUCAUUAAAAUGUUCAGUUUACAAUCAGAUCUUCCAGCGGUAAGAUGUUUAAAUGUUUCUUCAUUCUUAUAUGUAUAACAGCCCUUACAAGGGCCAUAAAACUCAAGUCCGAGCAAACUACCAAAGAGUGGUGGGAACGGGCUGGAUUUUACCAAGUUUACCCACGGUCGUUCAAAGAUAGCGAUGGGGACGGAAUUGGUGACCUGAACGGUAUAACCGAGAAACUGUCGUAUCUGAAAGACAUCGGCAUGCGAGGAUUUUGGCUGUCUCCUAUGUACAAAAGUCCGAUGGCCGAUUUCGGAUACGACAUCUCGGAUUUCCGAGAUAUUCAACCCGAGUACGGUACAAUGGAUGACUUCAAGAAACAGAUUGCCGAAGCGAAACGGCUGGGACUGAAGCUGAUCCUGGAUUUUGUUCCGAAUCAUUCGAGCGAUGAGCACGAGUGGUUCAAGAAGUCGGUGAAUCGUGAACAAGGGUACGAGGAUUACUACGUGUGGAGAGAUGGUAAGCGCAAUCCAAACAACGCGAGUGAAAUGCUGCCACCGAAUAACUGGUUAUCGGGAUUCCGAGGAAGCGCUUGGCAGUGGAACGAACAGCGACAGCAGUUUUACUAUCAUCUUUUCACAGCACAGCAACCGGAUUUGAACUUUCGCAAUCCUGCAGUGGUUCAGGAAAUGAAAGACAUUCUACUGUUCUGGCUGGAACUUGGGGUCGAUGGUUUCCGCGUGGAUUCCGUCGGUUGUAUGUACGAGAUUCCAGCCGAUGAAAAUGGCAACUUUCCGGAUGAACCACUAAGUGGUACGACAAACGACCCGGAGGAUUUUGCUUAUCUUGAGCAUAUCUACACAAUCGAUCGGUUGGAAAACGUAGGAAUGGUAUACGAAUGGAGACAGCUGUUGGAUGACUAUCAAAAGCAGCAUGGUGGCGACAGGCGAAUUAUGAUGACCGAGUCGUGGUCCAGUUUGGAUAUUAUAAAACCAUAUUUCAGCGAUAUCAAAGGCCGAGAAGGUGCCCAAAUGCCGUUUAAUUUCCGAAUGAUUACGGAGCUGAAUAGCACUUCAACGGCUUACGAUUUCAAGAACGUAAUCGAUUCUUGGAUGGCAAUCGUGGAUGAUGAUCAUACGGCUAACUGGGUUUUGGGAAAUCAUGAUCGGAGUCGUGUGGCGACAAGAAUGGGUGAACAGCGAAUCGACGGCUUGACCAUGAUUCAGCUUACCCUUCCUGGGGUCAGCGUAACUUAUCAGGGUGACGAAAUUGGGAUGACCGAUGUGGACAUUUCAUGGGAAGAGACGGUUGAUCCAGCCGGAUGUAACGAAGGAAAAGACAACUACGUAUCGAAAUCUAGAGAUCCAGUAAGGACGCCUUUCCAAUGGGACGAUACCAAUCUGGCAGGUUUCACCAAUGGCACUAGAACGUGGCUUCCUGUUGGUCCCAAUUACAGAACGGUCAACGUCAGAGUGCAAAGCUCCGAUACCAUGAGUCAUCUAAGUAUCUUCAAAGCUCUCAUGUCGUUAAGAGAAAAAGAUACAUUUUUGUACGGCGAUUGGCGAACAGUUGCAUUGAACGAUCAAGUGUUUGCUGUUAUUCGGGACUUGAAAAUGUCGGAUAGCUACAUGACUCUGGUUAAUUUUGGAAGUUCGGUUCAAACCAUUGACGGAAGUAGUCUGCUUAGCAGUAUUCCGAAAACACUUUAUUACGCAAUUGUUUCCGGAUCUUCGUCGCACAAAGCAGGAGACACGGUGCCAACAAAAACUAUUGUUCUGGAAGCAUAUGAAUCGUUUGUCUUGGAAGUACGACGUUCGGAGGAUAACAAAAUGCGCGCUGCAGUAUGUGAACGAUGGCUCCAGUAGAGAAAUAAUAUGAAUAAAAAUGUUUCGUCGAAUUUUACAUAUAGGGUAAUAAAUUUCAAGAACAUCAUUUGGGUCAAAGAAAAAUGAAUGCCAACAUCUGCAGUACAUGUAGUACUGAAAAUAUAAACACUUAUACUGAAUAA